AAGAUCGUUUUAGUUGCUUCGAAACAUCAGACCGAAUUUAUUUAUUUUCAUUUUUUUCCUUCAUUUUGCGCUCCGUACAGUAUUUUUUUCUUCGUUCUUGUGUGUUUCGGUUGUUGCCGAUGAAUUCGAUUCGAAGAAGUUAAGUUAAUUUCACUCACAGCGCUUCUGAAUAUUGAUCACCCACCAUCAAUUUGAACUUUAUCGGAAAUUUCGUAUACGAUUACAGUGCCUAUUGAUAAAUUCUUCGGCUUUUACAUGAGAUUUAUGGCAUACAAAGUUUUCCUAAAGUGAAGAAAAGUUACUUUGUGGUGUUAAUUAUAAUGUCGUGCUGUUUGAAUUUGUUUAGUAAUCGUAAAUCUUACACAUUGCCCACACUUGUGCAGGGAAUAUCUUUUACGCACACAAAUGUAUCGAAUCAAAACCACCGACCAGUGGAAAAUGGUGAUGUACCAUCAUCGGAUGCUGCUGUUAUAUAUUCACCUGUUACACCACCUGUAACUGUUGCACCACCUGUUCGACCUCCAUUGCCUAAAGUUAUGUUAGAGCAGAAUGAUUCCGAUGCUCACGACACAAACACUUUCAAGGCGACCAAGAAAGAAGAUGAAAAAGUGCGUUCUAAAUCAUUCACUGAUACGGUUCGUCGGAAAAAGGUGAAACCUUGCAUGAAAGUUCUACCAGAAAAUAUUACAACGGAUGCACAACUACACAAUAACACAAACUUAGAACAAAAUGAUUCCGAUGCUCACGACACAAACACUUUCAUGGCGACCAAGAAAGAAGAUGAAAAACUGCGUUCUCAAUCAUUCACUGAUAAAGUUCGUCGGAAAAAGGUGAAACCUUGCACGAAAGUUCUUCCAGAAAGUAUUACAACGGAAGCACAGCUACACAAAAACACAAACAACACCACACAGAUAUUGGGCAUAGAGCAAAAGGAACACAGACACCUAACAAUUUUAAGCCAAGAAACUAGACCAAAACCAAAAUCGCUACGAGUGCAACGAAAACGAAUUAUAAGUUGCUACGAAGAAAUCAUUUCGAUAAAUGAAUCUAUCGAAAACUUCAAUAUAGAAAUCCAUGAAACAAGUGUUGAAAAAAGAUCAGAAGCUGUAACUAUCCAAAAUGAAUCAACAAACUCAAGUAUGCCAGUCACAUCCGAAAACAACAACGUAAAUGGUCGUCUUGAUUCUGGUAUUGUCUCUGAUGAAAUCGAACAGGUACAACAAUCAUCGAAUAAUCUACCAAAUGGCACCGAGAAGACACCAUCGACAUCUUUACCUGACAAUGAUAAAAAACCAUCACAAGCAGCAAAAGCUCAAGGAACACAGCAAUCUGAAGAGAUACCGAAUGAAUUGAAUGAGCCCAUGACUGAUAAUGGCAGAAAGCGUGGUGUUAUCUCCGAUCAAAUAGCGAAGACCAACAAUAAAACAUUUGAAAUUGAGUUCUACGAAAAAGAUCAGCAAACUCAAGUGCUCAUUGAAACAGCCAUUGCCGCUAACGAUUUUCUGAAUAAUUUAAUGGACGAAGAUCGUUUGAAUUUAGUUGUUAAGGCCAUGAAACCGAUGGAAUUCGAAUCAAAUAGCAUUAUUAUAAAAGAGGGAGAAGAUGGUUCGCACUUUUUCGUAUCAGCUGAUGGCGAAUUUCAAGUCGUUAAGGGCGAAGAGGUGAAAACAACGUUCAAGGGAGGAGUUGUUUUCGGCGAAUUAGGUAUUUUAUAUAAGGCAAAACGAUUUGCAUCCAUUCGAACAACAACAAAGGCAAAAGUAUGGGCCUUGGAACGACGGACAUUUCAAAAAAUUGUUAUGAAUACUGUGAACCAGGAACGUGAACAAAAUAUAAAAUUUCUCAAAUCCGUUUCGAUUCUGAAUGAUCUGCCGAUGGAUGUUUUACAUAAAAUAGUCGAUCUACUCAAGCGGGAGUUCUAUUCAACUGGAACGACAAUUAUCAGACAAGGCGAUCCUGGGGAUAAGUUUUAUAUAAUCAGAGGUAAUGGAGUGACGGUGACAAAGAAAAAUAGCAAGGGUGAAACCCGUAUUGUUGGUAACUUAAAGCGAGGUGAUUAUUUUGGUGAACAAGCGCUAAUUAAUGAGGACAAACGAUUAGCAAGUAUAAUAGCAAAUGAGCCAGGCACUGAGUGUUUAACAUUGGAUAGAACAGCCUUCAAUAACUACCUUGGAACAAUUCCCGAACUGAAAGAAACUCCAGUCGAUAAAAUUCCGGAUAUUCAGCCUUCAACAACGAAAAUCAUUAAUCCAUUGUACCAUCACAUCAAACUUGAAGAACUGGACAUUAUAGGCACUUUAGGCGUCGGAGGAUUCGGACGAGUAGAGUUGGUACAGUAUCAAAAAAAGGAAACGUUCGCAUUGAAAAUACUGAAAAAAUAUGAGGUUGCCAAUCAAAAUCAAAUCGAACAUGUGUACAGUGAAAAGGAAAUAAUGGCCGUUUGUGAUAGCCCAUUCAUUGUCAAGCUUUAUAAGACAUUCCGUGACAACAAGUACAUAUACUUUUUGAUGGAAGCAUGUCUCGGUGGCGAUGUCUGGACUCAGUUACAGAAAUACAAAAGUUUUGAUGAAAAAACAGCUAAAUUUGUAACCGGUUGUGUGGUGGAAGCUUUUGACUAUUUACAUUCAAGGAAUAUAAUAUUUAGAGAUCUUAAACCGGAGAAUGCGAUUUUGGACUCUGAGGGAUACGUCAAAUUGGUUGAUUUUGGUUUCGCCAAAAGAAUCAAUCCCAACAAUAAGACAUGGACCUUUUCAGGAACGCCAGAAUAUGUUGCACCAGAAAUUAUCUUAAAUAAGGGACACGAUCGUGCCGUUGACUAUUGGGCUCUCGGUGUAUUCAUUCACGAAUUACUGGUUGGAAAACCGCCAUUCCGUGGCAGAGACCACAUGAAGACGUACAAUGCAAUUUUGCGUGGGAUUGAUGUAAAUACGAUGCCGCAGAAAAUACCGAAAACCGCGCAAGGUCUUAUUAAAGCGUUAUGCAGACAAAUCCCAACAGAUCGAUUGGGUUAUCAGAGACGUGGAAUAACGGACAUUAAGAAGCAUCUUUGGUUCGAUGGUUUCGAUUGGAAAAGUUUGCAAAGUCGUUCAACGCCAGCACCGUUGAAACGAUCGAUAAAAAGUAACACGGACCUGUCGAACUUUGAAGACUACCCGAAAGAUAAGGUUGACCCGCCAGACGAAAAUUCAGGGUGGGACAUUAAUUUUUAAACCGUCAAUAAAACGAAAUAACUAUAUGAAUACAGAUAUCAAGAAAAA
Messenger RNA from Bradysia coprophila, 3257 nucleotides. Its product is annotated as cGMP-dependent protein kinase 1. NCBI's taxonomy places the organism in Eukaryota, Metazoa, Arthropoda, Insecta, Diptera, Sciaridae. Gene Ontology annotation, molecular function: ATP binding; cGMP-dependent protein kinase activity. Gene Ontology annotation, biological process: protein phosphorylation. The record is from RefSeq and is a predicted model, not a curated record.